CGGCACUGUCGAUUACACCCGCUACGGAUGCAGUCUGGUCAAGCAUUUGGCUGAAACGCGAUUUAGCCACAAAUUGGACUAUCGCCACGACCCGCGGGACCCAUGCAAACUCGACAAAUUCAUCACUACGCUGCACCGGCUGGUCGAGGUGUCGGCGCCAUACCAGCGGUUCCUUGUUUGGCUGUACAGGCUCGCGCGCUGGGACAACCCCCGCCUGUCGUUGUGGUGGUGCAGCGUGUACUUUUUGUUGCUCUACUUGGGCAUGGUAUCUGCGGCGCUGUGGGUGACGCCUGUGUUUGUCACGGCAUACUAUCGCCUGCGACCGAGCCAUGCGUACAGCUGGCUUGGCUUUGAGCGCCCCGAGACCAGUAUUAUCCCGAGCAAAGUUCUUGAGGACGCCUCAACGGCACAAUCGGAAAAGGCCUGAUAGCCAACCACAUGUGGGACAUUUGGCGUGAGACGCUGGGCGCGCCUGUGCACAUGUAUCUGGCCGACUUGGCCGACUCUAUGGAGCGAGCCAAAAACUGCGUAACUUGGAAGCGCCCCUGGGCCUCCCGGGCAGUGAUGCUUGUGCUGACAACCAUGGCCAUAUUUUCGUAUGUCGUGCCUGCAAUUGUAUUUCAGAGACUCUUUGGAAUUUGCAUCGGCGUGCAAUUUUUCUUUCUGGCACCGCUUCAGCUGAGGUACCAGCGGUACCGGCGGAUGGUGUGGGUCGUCGACUGCCUCCUGUGGCACUGCCCAACGGAUGUGGAGCUGGCGGCAGAUACUCUCUACACGAAAAAACUUUGCCGCAAGUCUAGCUAUGCCUCCGAACCAAAGGAUGGUGGCGAUGAAAACACCACUGCAAAAUCAAAGACGGGGCCGACGACGUACCUGCGCACAGUGGUUGCCGACAUGGUCUACGCAUACAACCCGCUAUCCAGAAAGCAGCGUCUGCCGAUCACCAUUCUCCAGACAGCAUCCUCAACAUCGCUGGACCGCCUUGUCGACGAAACUGAAGACGCCGGUGACAUCAGCGCCGUUCAUGAGGCGCUGUUGGCUGGCAAACGACUGGGGAGGAAGUUUUUCCAUGGCUCUGGUGUUGUUGGCACAGAUGACGACCGUUAUACAGGCCUGGGAGGCGAUGCUAUCGGCGGCGGCGACAACGACAACAGCAGCCUAUGCUUGCCUUCGAUGAUGGGCCUGGCAGAGGAGCGGGAGUGGAUGAGAAAGAACAAUCUAUUCAAGCCUGUUAGUCGCACAUACUCCGUAGAGAGCUUACUCAGUAUGUACAAGGGGGACAUUGCCACUAGCCCGAUCGAUCUUCAGCACACCAGGAAGUUGUCAGAUGCGAGUGUCUCUAGCAUACCCGCUGACAACCAGCCCACAGCACAUAUGGCUGCUUUUUCAGAACCCGGCCUGACUGCCACCAACAGCAGCAGUCAUUCGCACGAGGGCGGCAUUCACAGCUCGCUCUAUGCGUUCCGCUGCAUUCACAACGGCAAGUAUGGUACGCUGUUUGUAACAGCUGACCGAUUCGUGUUUCGUAGGUCGCGAAUCAUGGGUGGGCGCCGCUCGAGCGUUUCGAGCUAUCUGCUCAGCAGCGUCGUGGCAAUUCGCAAGUCGACUGGGCACUUUGGCAAGUCCCACGGCAUUCAGAUUCUUCUCAACGACGGCGUGCCGUACUACUUCUACGGUCUGCCAAGCGCGACGAUGCCUUUGGCUUUUUAUUGGUGCGCUGUGGAAACAGCCAUGCAUACUAAAAAUUAAUUGUCAAUAAAAUGCGUGACAUGUUUAGUCCAUUUAUGAGAAGAGCUGUAAUGUGGCGCGGUGCAGUGCAUCGUGUGUUUGGUUUGGUUUGGUUUGUUACAUAUGUGCGUGCCACUUCGGUCUUGUAUGUUCGAAUCGUUGGUAAAAUUGAACAAGGCACAUGUGUUGAUGCUUCCUGGACCGCCACAACUCCCGAUUCAUCCUUAUUGCAAAAAUAUGCAAUGUAAGUUUGGC
Messenger RNA from Kickxella alabastrina, 1983 nucleotides. RefSeq lists its product as uncharacterized. Gene Ontology annotation, biological process: apoptotic process; negative regulation of toll-like receptor 9 signaling pathway. Lineage: Eukaryota; Fungi; Kickxellomycota; Kickxellomycetes; Kickxellales; Kickxellaceae. The coding region runs from base 439 to 1749 and encodes 436 amino acids. The record is from RefSeq and is a predicted model, not a curated record. The transcript has 2 exons.